CGCGACCAUACCGCCAACAUGUCGGACACGGUGGAGACGCUGAAGGCGACUGUUGAGAAGUUGGAGCAGAGAAUCAAAGACCUGGAAUCGCGGGUGACUGGCCAGGACCAUUCUGGCAGCGGCAGAAAACCUGAUAGCAUGCGAAUGAUCCUCAUCGGUCCACCUGGCGCUGGCAAAGGAACGCAGGCCCCUAAGAUCAAGGAGAAGUAUGGCUGCUGCCAUCUCGCGACUGGUGACAUGCUCCGUGCACAGGUUGCUCAAAAGACAGAGCUCGGCAAGCAGGCCAAGAAGAUCAUGGACGAGGGCAAGCUGGUCUCGGACGAAAUCAUGAUUGGCAUGAUUGAGAAGGAGCUUGAGAACAACAAGGAGUGCAAAGAUGGUUUCAUCCUGGACGGCUUCCCACGAACGGUUCCUCAAGCCAAGAAGCUCGAUGAGAUGCUCAAGAUUAAGUCUCAGCAACUCAAGCAUGCUAUUGAGCUCCAGAUCAACGAUGAUCUCCUCGUAGCUCGCAUCACUGGACGUCUCGUCCACCCGGCUUCCGGACGCUCAUACCACAAAAUCUUCAACCCACCCAAGAAGGAGAUGACUGAUGAUGUGACCGGCGAGCCCCUCAUUCAACGAUCAGACGACAACGAGGCUGCACUCAAGAAGCGGCUAGGCACUUAUCAUCAGCAGACAGCGCCUGUGGUGGACUACUACCGCAAGACCGGUAUCUGGAGGAAGAUUGAUGCCAGCAAGGAGCCGGGUGAAGUGUGGAAAAGCAUGUUGCAAAUUUUUGAGGGCGGCAGUGCUCCAAGUGGCGGUCUAUUGGGCAAGCUGGGCUUGUCAAAGAACUAGGAGCACAUUGCGCUUGUUGCGAAUCAUUGAUGUCCUAACGCUGUGGUGAUGGUGAUGGUGAUGGGAAGGAAUGGAAAAGGCUACAGUUAGCCCCCGACUUUACCGCCGCGUGUUGCGUAGGCGGCCGUUGGUGAGUGUGCAUAGAAAGCCUUAAUUUGCAUGUGUAACAUAGGGCGUCUUGUAUCAGUAGUCCCUAAUACAAGAGUAUGAACGUUCUG
Molecule: messenger RNA, 1055 nt
Organism: Pseudocercospora fijiensis CIRAD86
Lineage: Eukaryota; Fungi; Ascomycota; Dothideomycetes; Mycosphaerellales; Mycosphaerellaceae
Product: adenylate kinase
Exons: 3
Coding region: 19-837 (272 amino acids)
Biological process (GO): ADP biosynthetic process
Cellular component (GO): cytoplasm; mitochondrion
Molecular function (GO): AMP kinase activity; ATP binding
Source: RefSeq, a predicted model, not a curated record